Messenger RNA from Orbicella faveolata, 1542 nucleotides. Its product is annotated as galanin receptor type 1-like. Gene Ontology annotation, molecular function: G protein-coupled receptor activity. The record is from RefSeq and is a predicted model, not a curated record. Gene Ontology annotation, biological process: G protein-coupled receptor signaling pathway. Gene Ontology annotation, cellular component: plasma membrane. NCBI's taxonomy places the organism in Eukaryota, Metazoa, Cnidaria, Anthozoa, Scleractinia, Merulinidae.
UCGACAGUUUUCGUGCAUAAAUGCGCAAAUUAUUAGAGACAUCUGUCCAGAGAUUGUCAAAACAUGCGGACAGGAAAGCAAACCAACAAAACCCAGACUUCGAGCUGCAGCUGAUAUAAAUUAGGAAAGAUCGAUCUAAAAAAAAGCAAACUUAACCAUGAACGAUACAACAUCUAGUGAGUUAGAUGUGGAAGGAUACAAAGUUAGACAACAAGAAGGCAGCCUAGCAAUGCUUGCCUUUUACAUUUCUAUCUUCGUCGUGGGUUUGACAGAAAAUUCGCUCGUCCUCGUGGUUAUAUUUGGUAAGAAGGAAAGCAAAACUGUCAACGACAUUUUCAUCACAAAUUUGACUUUAUCGGAUGUUGUUUUUAUCACUGUCGCAUCGCCACUGAGCGUCUACAUCUACUUUGUACAGCAAUAUGGAUCGACGUUUGUCUGUAAAUUUGGAUUUCCCAUGAUAACAGCUACUUACUCUGUGAGCAUAGCCACGGUUGCAUCGAUGGCUAUACAACGCUGUUACGCGAUUCGGAAUCCAUUUAAACCGCAGAUUAAGAAACAUAAGUUGAUCAUGUGGCUGGUUGGCAUAUGGUGCUUGUCAGUUGUACUUGUUAUUCCUCAAAUCGUCGUCACAAACGUUUCUUCUACUCAAUCCUGCCACGAAGAAUGGUCUUCAAAGGCGUACCCCAAAUUGUACACAGUAUUUCUGUUUGUGUUUCAGUAUGUCUUCCCUUUGGCAGUGAUCAGUGUAUCGUACAUCAGAAUCGCUAUUUACGUUUCUGAGUCUAACUGCAACUCAAGGCAGUUAGGAACCAAUGUUCAAAACAACAAACGUGCAAAGGAAGAAAAGGCGGUCAAGAGAACAAUAAUUAUCAUACUGGUUGUGUUUUUACUCUGUAUGUUACCAAACCAAGUGACGUAUUUUCUCCUGGAUUUUGGCUCAGUGGAUCAGAAGCGAGCAGCCAUAUCUUUGUUAGACAAACCAGCAUAUUUAGACAUACCAACAUAUUUUCAUAGCUGCAUCAAUCCCAUUAUUUAUGGCGCGGUGUUUCGGCAGUUCCGAGAAGGAUAUGCUCGGUAUGUCUCCUAUAUCUUACAUUUCUGCUGUGGGAAAAGUUGUAGUAAGAAAAACAAUCAUGGCCGAGAAAAAGCUUUCGUAGAAGGUCUGGCCCCAAGACGGAGACGCGGACGUGAACAAGCAGAGCUCAAUGAACAAGUUUUAAUGGAAGACAAUUUCGUAGACAUAGGACAAAAUGAACAUCGGAGAGGUUUAACCGGUGAUGGGCCUUUUGGGAAUGUCGUCUUGGAAAGUAAUGUAUAGUACUAGCUUAUUUUAACAAAUAUUGCUGGGCUUUGGUGAAAUGGCCGAAGGCUGAAGGAAAAAUGUUGUGAGAUUUGCAACUGUUAACAGUUCUUCAACUCAUUCAGCUUAUACAAACUUUAUUGAAACAUAUCUUUUGGCGUUGUUUUUUUUCUGUAAUUAUUUCAGCAUUGUCUGUUUUUAGUCCUUAUGUAUAUAGAGGAUAUUACACGGCGGCGAGAAGA